GGGUGGUCUUUUAAAGGCAAAGUAUUUCAAGAUAUUUAUAAAGAACAGUAUUUGCGUUGUUUGACAAUAAAAGAGACGAUAAUCACUUAAUAGUAAUGAGCUAUACAACCAAUGAGAAUUCUGUCAAAAUGUCAUUACUGUAAAAAUCCAGUAUCGGACUUGCACCUAAACAAAGAGAUGGAUUAGGCCAACUACUCAACUACACAUGGAUAUGCAUGCAGAGCACAGCACCAGAGCAAGUUGUUGUACUGUGUGGUACGGGGUGCAAGCAGCUCGGAUGCAUAGUGAUACACUGUUCACUGAUAUUUUAUGCUCUCGGCGCCCACAACUUAGUUCAUUGUUGUUUCACCACUACCAGAAGUAGCACUGUCGUAUUUGGUCAUGAAACCUUUGUGAAUAAGGAUAAUUACAAAUAACAAAUGCUAUACAUCUUCCGUCCAUCAUGAAAAUGAAGUGGAGCCAGGAGGACAUGGCCAAUGCAGUAAGGGCAGUCCGUCAGGAUAAGGUCCCUCUGCUACGAGCUGCAACCAUAUUCAAAGUCCCACGAAACACGCUGAGAUACCGCAUUGAGAAUGACAUCCCACUUGAGGAGCUAAAGUUUGUCCAGCGGGGCCCCAUCACUGCCCUCUGUCGAUCUGACGAGGAAGCCCUUGCCAACUUCAUUGUUUACCUGGACAAGCAUGGCUUCAUGCUGCACAAAGACGUCAUCAAUGAGUUUGCCUUGUCCAUGGCCAAGAAGGAAGGCACCCACAAUAAGUUCAAUAAAGGGGCUGGACCAGGAAAGCAGUGGUGGGCGGGCUUCCGGCAACGGCAUCCAGAAGUGAAACUGUGGAAGCCACGCCGGAGUCACCCCAGGACACAGGCCUGUGUCUCCAUGAAGAACAAAGUGAAGCGUCACUUUAAGACACUGAAGAAAAUCCUUGACGAGCACAACGUCAGGGACAGAAAGCGAAGGAUCUUCAACUGUGGGGAGUCUGGUAUAGAGGUGGAUCUUCCAUCUCGUUCAACAAGGAGUGGACGAGGAGCUGGAAUUGUGGAAAGCAAGGAACACAUCAGUGUGCAGCUCUGCGUGACGGCGUCUGGAGAGGCUCUCCCGCCCAUGAUUAUAUUCAGUGGGAAACGUCCUCCCAAGGGUAAGUGCAUCCAAGGUGGCCCGCCGGGAACCCUGUAUGCCCAUUCCAAAUUGGGCUUCCUGAAUGCUGAGCUCUACCUGCUCUGGUUCAAGGAAAUUUUCCUCAAGUACGUGACUUUCCGCCCUGUCGUGCUGAUUCAAGAAGGAACAACCUGUCACCUGACUCCAGAGAUAGUCCAGUGCGCACAGGAGAAUGAUGUUGUCUUGUACUGCAUCCCAAUGGGCACAUCGAGUGUCUUGCAACCCCUGGAGGUGAGCAUCAUGGAGCCACUCAAAGAAGAGCUGAAGAGAACUGUUGCUCAGCUCCAAGAGUGCAGCACUGACCCAGGCCCCAUCAUCACCCGCAAUAACUUUACCUCGGUUUUCAGAGAGCCCUUCAGCAACGCCAUGAUGAAACACAUCAUCCGAAAGGGCUUCAAGAAAACCGGGAUUUAUCCGUGGGAUCCCAAACGCAUCGGCAGUGAUGAGAAGACAGAAGGAGCACAACAUGACUCGCAAGUACAUGUAAAAGAGGAAGAGAUGGGCACUGUUCAUGUGGACAUAUCUGAGGUUCCAGAGCCGAUCCGAGGUCCAGACAACCAGAUCAUUGAAAUGAUCGUCACCGCAGACGAUGUAGACUCAGGAGCGGUAGUGAUUAACCAGGUCAUGGACAUGGUUGUGUGUUCUACAGAGCCUGAGCAGGAAGAGAUCAAAGCCAAUAAGGAAGUGCAGUCAAUAUCAAGUGAUGACCUUGAUGAUUUCUUGGCCGAAGAUGAGGACUUGAGCGAGACAGAUUUGGAGUCAUCGGAGGAAGAAGAUGAUGUGAAUGUUGUUGUAGAUUAGCAGCUUGUUUGCAAAUGCACUCAGUUUAUAAAAAUUAACCUCGGCAUUUACCCUAACUCCACAGGCAUUCCAGUUCCAGAGAAACCCCCACCACAGAAAAACGAAACAGCCAACAGAAAGCCCAAUGAAAAGUACGUGUAAAAGUGUUGGGCCGUACCUCGUUCCACAUUACCUGAUGGAUUUUUGAAAGAUCUGUUAGGGUUGGGUUAAAUCCUACAGAAUCUAUCAAUAUCCAACACUUCUGUUAUGCAGUAAACCGUGGAACUUUUGUCCCAGCUGAUGGACUUGUACUCCAGAGGCAUUUCAUAACUGGAUUCUUUUUGAAUCAAUAGGGUGUCUAGGCUUUGGAGAAAACCUCAACAGAAUCACAGCUGUUCAUGUUAAAGACAUUUUUGAGUGGCUUUUGAUAUUUUCAACCUGUUCUUUUAGCACUAAACUUGGCAGUAUCCAGUGUAUUUCAGCGAUAACUUCUGAUAUAUUGUCAGUAUUCUGCAAUCCCAUUUGUCUUGAGCUGUCCAUGUUUAAACUACAGUGUGCUCCUGAAUCCCCAUCAGUGCUGGAUUGUUCACUUAAUAGCUUUUCGCAAGCUACAUGUAAUCAUACCUUAGUUUAAGAUAAUAAUGAUCCUUUUCAAGACUUCGUACCACUCCAGCAUACAAACAGUAGUGGAAACGGGAACAGUGUUUGUAAUGUUAGUUACCGGUACUUUGCCAGGAGAGUGAGAAGACUCAAAUUUGCAACACUAACUGUACAAAAUAGUUCUAAAAUGGAAACAAUCCUGAGAUGUGCAUAAAUACAUGUAGUGACUGUGAGUGUUGUAAGAAUAAUCUCAUGAGGCAAAAGAUGCGAUGCUCCAUUGGACAGAUGUGAAAGUGAAACAUCCAUUAUUUAUUCAGUACAAUUAUAAAUCCUUCCAACGUGUAUAUGUACUGUACAAGUUAAGAAAUCCCUUGUGUCCAAGCAGUGGAAUCAACAUUUACCAGGAUAGGGAAACUUCUUGCGGAGCGGCCGUGCCUUGCAUUGGGGCGAAUAAGUCAUGGACAAAUUCAGAUAAGUAGCAGGGUUCAUAUAACAGGAAUUUAUUCAAGGAGUUGUACAAUAAAGUUGGACAGUGGAUACUGAAAUUAAAGUGAACUUGCUGAGGAGCUUGUAAUGUAAGAGUAUUUGCAGGGUGUUUUUUGAUUAAACCAGAAUUUGAACACAAAA
Messenger RNA from Acanthaster planci (crown-of-thorns starfish), 3160 nucleotides. RefSeq lists its product as uncharacterized. NCBI's taxonomy places the organism in Eukaryota, Metazoa, Echinodermata, Asteroidea, Valvatida, Acanthasteridae. Gene Ontology annotation, cellular component: nucleus. Gene Ontology annotation, molecular function: DNA binding. The record is from RefSeq and is a predicted model, not a curated record.